AUGGGCAAAAGAACAGCUUCUCCUGCCUAUGUCCUGGGCGUGGGCAUGACAAAGUUCAUCAAACCUCGAGGAAAGGUAGACUACACGGAACUGGGCUUCGAAGCUGGUGUUAAGGCCAUGCUGGACGCUCACAUCACAUACGACGACGUCGAUCAAGGAGUUGCUUGCUACUGCUACGGCGACAGCACAUGUGGCCAGCGCGUCUUCUACCAGUUUGGUUUGACGAAGAUUCCCAUCUACAAUGUCAACAACAAUUGCUCCACCGGCUCGACGGGUUUGGCGAUGGCGAGAACAUUCGUGUCGCAUGGCGCAGCGGACUGUGUCCUGGUGGUGGGCUUUGAGAAGAUGAACCCUGGAAGCUUGCAGGCUCAUUUCCAAGAUCGCGCCAAUCCUACAGAACAGUUUGGUACCAUGAUGGCUGCUACAAGAGGCAUCACCAAUGCGCCGGGCGCCGCUCAGAUGUUUGGUAAUGCAGGCAGAGAGUACAUGGAAAAGUAUGGCGCUAAGGCAGAGGACUUCGCGGAAAUCGGCCGUAUUAAUCAUGAACACUCGAAGCGCAACCCCUACUCUCAAUUCACCGAUGAAUAUACCCUAGAACAGAUUUCGAAGGCCCCUAUGAUUCACUACCCCCUGACGAAACUCCAAUGCUGCCCUACCUCCGACGGUGGCGCCGCUGCUGUGAUCGUCUCUCAGGCUUUCCUCGACGCUCGCCCGCACCUUAAAGACCAGGCUAUCCUUAUUUCUGGCCAAUGCCUUGCUACUGACACUCCUUCAGUCUACAACCGAAGUUCAAUUAGCUUGAUGGGAUUCGAAAUGGGACGAUAUGCUUGCCAAACCGCCUGCAAAGAAGCCGGCGUUAAUGUCAAAGAUAUCAAGAUCUGUGAGCUUCACGACUGCUUCUCCGCCAACGAAAUGAUUACCAUCGACGCCUUAGAACUCUCUGAGCCAGGUAAGGCGCAUGAGAUGGUUCGCCGCGGCGAUAUUACAUACGGCGGCAAGAUGGUGAUUAAUCCCUCUGGCGGCUUGAUUUCCAAGGGCCAUCCAUUGGGUGCUACGGGUAUCGCCCAGUGUUCUGAGCUCGUCUGGCACCUUCGUGGCUGGGCCAAUAACCGCUUGGUCAAGGGUACCGAUUCUGCUCUCCAGCAUAACCUCGGGUUAGGUGGAGCUGUGGUCGUCACCGUUUAUCAGCGUGCAGACAAAAAGGCAGCAACGCCAGUGUCAAACGAGGAAGUAGGAAAGCGGAAUGGUCUUGGGUAUAACCCUGCUGUAGAAGCUAAGGGGUUCACCCAGGAGCAGAUGAACAGUGUGUUGAGCAAGGAGAAUAGAAGCGAUUGGGCCAUGUCAGACACAUCGGAAAGGGUAUUGGCUCGAUUUUAG
Ophidiomyces ophidiicola is the source of this 1377-nucleotide messenger RNA. RefSeq lists its product as uncharacterized. Lineage: Eukaryota; Fungi; Ascomycota; Eurotiomycetes; Onygenales; Onygenaceae. The transcript is spliced from 2 exons. The coding region runs from base 1 to 1377 and encodes 458 amino acids. Gene Ontology annotation, molecular function: acyltransferase activity, transferring groups other than amino-acyl groups. The record is from RefSeq and is a predicted model, not a curated record.